Molecule: messenger RNA, 852 nt
Organism: Dendrobium catenatum
Lineage: Eukaryota; Viridiplantae; Streptophyta; Magnoliopsida; Asparagales; Orchidaceae
Product: transcription factor bHLH94-like
Exons: 2
Coding region: 1-852 (283 amino acids)
Biological process (GO): regulation of transcription by RNA polymerase II
Molecular function (GO): DNA-binding transcription factor activity, RNA polymerase II-specific; protein dimerization activity; RNA polymerase II cis-regulatory region sequence-specific DNA binding
Source: RefSeq, a predicted model, not a curated record
AUGGCUUUAGAAGCAGUCGUCUUUCCAAAAGACCCAUUCACUUACUCCUCCUGCAAGGAGUUCUCCUUCUUAUCAAACAGCGAACUGGACCGUUGGAACUUUGAAUUUGAAUUUGCUCUGCAGGAGAACAGCAUGUGGAGCGUUCUCCCCCCGUCGUCGGAGCUGGUCGCCGCAGACGGUGAUACCUUCAACGAGCAGAAUCCGGCGGCAGCGGCAGCCAUAGGAGGCGGCAUCUCUAAGAAAAAGAGGCGGCGUUUAAAGCGGUGCAAGAACAAGGAGGAAGCCGAGAGCCAGAGGAUGACUCACAUUGCCGUCGAACGCAACCGCCGCCGCCAAAUGAACGACUAUCUCUCCGUACUACGAUCAAUCAUGCCGGCUUCCUACGUCCAUAAGAGCGACCAAGCAUCCAUCAUUGGCGGAGCAAUAAGCUAUGUGAAGGAGCUUGAAUAUCUUCUCCAAACCUUAGAAGCUCAGAAGAAAAUCAGCCACCCGUUGACUUUCCUCUCUUCUGAUCAAGACAGAAAUACCAACAAGAUGGAAGAAAUGGAGGCUAUGGACGCGGCGGCGGACAUAGAGGUGACGAUGGUAGAGAGCCAUGCCAACCUCAAGGUGUUAUCGAAGAAACAGCCGAGGCAGCUGAUGAAGAUGGUGAUUGGAUUGCAGAACCUAAGUCUAACAACGCUCCAUCUCAAUCUGACCACCAUUAACGAGAUGGUUCUUUACUCUUUCAGUCUCAAGGUGACUUUUUUAAGCUCUCAAUGUUAUGAUUUUCAUGUGAACGAAGAAAAGUUUGUAUCUUUUGGCGUUUUAAUUCAUCUUUUUGAUUCAUAUUGUAGAUUGAAGUUUGAGUAA